Messenger RNA from Setaria italica (foxtail millet), 1707 nucleotides. Its product is annotated as dof zinc finger protein DOF3.6. The transcript has 2 exons. Gene Ontology annotation, molecular function: DNA binding; DNA-binding transcription factor activity. Lineage: Eukaryota; Viridiplantae; Streptophyta; Magnoliopsida; Poales; Poaceae. Bases 243 to 1280 code for a protein of 345 amino acids. Gene Ontology annotation, biological process: regulation of DNA-templated transcription. The record is from RefSeq and is a predicted model, not a curated record.
CCUUUCUCCUUCCCUCUCUCCCCUCCCAGCUGAUUCCCCCGUUCCCAUCAGCCUCAGCUCCCCUCCACUAUCUCCGAGCAGCGCAGCCACACCGCACCAGAGCCAGAGAGAGAGCUCUGCGAGGGAAAGCCGCAGCACAAGAGGCAAACCCUAGCACAAAGACUCACUUUCUCCGGAGCAAGCCAAGCCAAGCCAAGCCGGAUAGAUAGAGCAUAGCAUCCGCAUCGCCGCCGUACCCAACCAUGAUCUUCCCCCCUGCCUUCCUGGAUUCCUCGAGCUGGAACGAUAACCAGCAGCAGCAGCAGCAAGCCCACCACCAGGUUGCGGGAGGAGGAGGAGGCGGCGGCGGCGACGGCAAUCAUGAGCUUCUCCAGCCAUCAAUCAUGGGGGGAGCGCUUCCCGAGGGCGCUGGCGGCGGCGGCGGCGCCGGGCAGGUGGGUCCGGCGAAGCCGAUGUCCAUGGCGGAGCGGGCACGGCUGGCAAGGAUCCCGCUGCCGGAGCCGGGGCUCAAGUGCCCCCGCUGCGAGUCCACCAACACCAAGUUCUGCUACUUCAACAACUACUCGCUCUCGCAGCCGCGCCACUUCUGCCGCGCCUGCCGCCGCUACUGGACCCGCGGCGGCGCGCUCCGCAACGUCCCCGUGGGCGGGGGCUACCGCCGCCACGCCAAGCGCGCGAAGCCCAAGGCAGCGGCGGCUGCGUCCGCGGCGACCUCCACCGGAACAGCGUCGGCCACCGCCGCCGCCGCCGCCGGGCUGGCUCCUGCCGGGUCCACGUCGUCGGCCUGCGCCACGACCAACGUGCCCGCGCUCCAGGGCCCCGCCAUGCUAGGCGGCAACCUCUCGAUGCUGCCGCCGCUGCUCCGCCUCGCCGACUUCGACGCCAUGAGCCUCGGCUCGAGCUUCUCCGGGAUGGCCGGGAAGCCUUCCCUCGACGCCGCCGGAGCCUACUCGGUGGGCGGCGGGAGCGGGCUGGAGCAUCAGUGGAGGGUGCAGCAGAUGCAAAGCUUCCCGUUCCUGCAUGCGAUGGACCAGGGCCCGCUGGGCCCACCCCUGGCAAUGACAAUGGCGCCGGGGAUGUUCCAGUUAGGUCUAGACAGUGGUGAUGGCCGCGGUGGCGGCGGCGGCAGCGGAGAAGACGGGUCGGGAGAGCUCCAUGUGAUGCAGGCCAAGAGGGAAGGCGGCUACCAAGCUAGAGGCAUGUAUGGCGAUCACCACUUCGCCGCUGCAGGUUACGCUUCCUAUUCCAACAAUGCUGCUGCAGGUAACCAUCUCUUGUAAUGGUCGAGCUUAAUUCAGGGCAAGCUACGAUCGAUCGAUCCGAUCGUUGUUCCUGCAACUAUUAGCUAGAGGCAGAGUGUGUGAGGAUGGUAUUGUGAUAUAGAAAAAAGCUAGCAUGCAUUUGCAAUGUUUUCUUCUUCAAGAACUGGAAAGAGAGAGAGAGGGAGAGGAGGGGCUCGACUUGGAUAAUGGACGAGCCGUAUGAUGGAUCAUGCACAAGUAUUACCUACAGCUGCUAGUUAGCUUGCAUGAUCAUCACUUGUUCUAUGUUUCUUCUUCUUUUUUAUCUGAUCCUUUUAGGUUUCACUGUCGAUCGAGCAUUUGGGGUGAAGUAAUGUGUACUGCUGUUCAUCAUUUUGUUCAUGGAAACACCUAUCAUAUGUCAAUUAUUCCCCCCCUUUUAACUACAUAUAAAUAGUUCCCUCUC